AUGAUGGCUCAAUUCACCAAGAGGCAGUGGCUCACGCUGAUCGUCAUCAGUCUUGCUGAUUUCGCGAACGCGAUCUGCGUUUCCCUUCAGGCACCGUUUUACCCUCAAGAGGCUGAGAAGAAAGGUGCAUCCCCCUCGGAAUAUGGAUUGGUCUUUGGGGUUUUCGAGCUGAUCGUCUUCAUAAUCAGUCCUCUGUAUGGACGAUACUUACAUCGUAUCGGGCCAAAGCUAUUGUUCAACGGUGGUAUCCUAACGACAGGAACUUGCGCUAUCUUCUUCGGUCUACUGGACAAGGUGAACGGUCAUUAUCCCUUCAUAGUCCUUUCGUUCGUGAUUAGGAUCAUCGAGGCGAUGGGAAAUGCAGCCUUUCUUACGGCUAGUUUCGCCAUUAUCGCCAAAGAGUUCCCGGAUAACGUCGCCACCACAUUUGCCAGCCUCGAAACCUUCUUCGGUUUGGGUCUGAUCGUUGGACCCACCGUGGGUGGUGCUCUUUAUCAGGUUGGUGGAUACACAACGCCAUUCGUUGUUCUCGGAUCAGCUCUGUUCAUAACUGCGGUUAUGACAAUUUUUAUAUUACCAGUUCAUCCUAAUAACAAUGAGGCUGCUCAGGAUACGGGAGGAGUGACCAGAGCGUUAAAAAUCCCAGGGGUGUUAAUUGCCACAGCGUCGAUAAUUGCUACCAGUAUGAGCAUAGGAUUUUUGCAGGCGACAUUAGAACCGCAUUUACGACAAUUUAACUUGAGCCCCGUUAUUUUGGGCUUAAUGUUCGUCAUUAACGGUGGCACUUAUGCCAUUACCGCCCCCGCGUGGGGUUGGUUUUGCGAUAAGCAUUUCCAUCCGAAGGUGGCCACUGUAGCCGGGUGUAUGCUCGUUGUGGUAGGAUUCUGUUUAGUCGGUCCAGCGCCGUUUAUACCGUGUCAAACCACACUCUGGAUGACCGUUUGCGGUCUCGUGGUUCAUGGGUUGGGCAUGGCUGCCCAGCUGGUUGCCAGCUUCACGGAUGCCUUGAGGACAUCGAUAUCCUACGGUUUCCCAAAUAAUCUGGAGACCUACGGUCUAAUCAGUGGACUAUGGACGAGUACGUUCGCCCUGGGUGCCUUUAUCGGACCCUGUGUGGCGGGAAUUCUCCUAGACAAUACUGGCUUCAGAAACGGCACCAUGUUCAUCGUGAUGCUCCAUUUAUUAGUGGGUAUAAUAGCUACGGUGUUCCUGAGCAGUUGCACGGGUAAACGAAAGCCGUACACAGAGGUGGGUGCCUCGGACGACCUAAGGGCGCCACUGAUCGAUAGCAGUCAGUCGAGGAACGGAAGCAUGCGAUAUGGUAGUCGCGGUCAGGGUGUACCGAUCGACAGGCCCAGCGGCAUGAAUUCUUUAAUCUCGUGCAACAGUUACUCGAACAGAGCUGGCGCUUGGUCCAGGGCAUCGUACAGUGGUAGAUACUCCCACAGUUACGGUUCCAUCGAGGCUAAAAGGUACCUGGAGAUAACCACGUGAUGCCGAUGGGUUUAGAACCGACGAACACCGAGGAAUUAAUAUCUCGGACAGGGUCGUGACUACGGUACCUUUUCCAUCACUGUCAGAAAUCAGCAAAGUUAAUCGUUAUGUUUCUUCGAUCGUAAUGACUAAUUUAAAUCAUCGUUUGAAGGGCUUUCACAGUUGCAACGUUUGAAGGAGUUUGAUAGUUAGACGUACCAUAGAUUGAUCAUAGGUUUGAAACAGUAUUCACCGAAGGCAGAUAUUAUCUCGAACGAAUACAAUGAAAAAUGUUGAUUUUUAAUUAGUAAAUAUACACGACCCUGGGAUUGACUCCUUGAUACAAAGGAGCUCUUGUGGAGUAUAUAAGAAUGUUCAAAGCGAUAGAAACCUCAUUUUUAUCAGUUUUUACUCAUCAAAGGCGCCAAAGAAAGCCGCGAUAGGAUUUGUACAUACACUCGCAUAUGCUCUUAGCCGUUUAUACUGUAUCGUAGUUGUGUGUCGCUCGUCAUUAGAUACCGUAGAAUACGUUGCUCAACGUUGUACGUAAUAAAAAGAAAGAUUUUUAUUUAACACGAAA
This is a messenger RNA of Osmia lignaria (orchard mason bee), 2053 nucleotides long. Its product is annotated as MFS-type transporter SLC18B1. The record is from RefSeq and is a predicted model, not a curated record. Gene Ontology annotation, molecular function: transmembrane transporter activity. NCBI's taxonomy places the organism in Eukaryota, Metazoa, Arthropoda, Insecta, Hymenoptera, Megachilidae. Gene Ontology annotation, biological process: transmembrane transport.